AUGGAGGAAGUUGGCCUGGAGUAUGGACCAAGUUACCCUGGGACUGGGCCACAGUUGCUGACAUGGAAGCCUUUCCAUGGCUGCUCCUCCUGCUGCUCCCAGAAGAUGAGUGGCUACCCACACCUGCAUACCAAAGCAUUCUCUGGAGAUGGUGUUGAUCCUGAGGAAGUAGUUGCAGUCUUUCAAGAGUGAAUUAGCCUCCCUCGGAGAAGUAAAGAAGUUGAGAGCAUCAUCUGGUCCUCACAGAAAAGAAUCAGUAUAGUGACGCCAGGGAACAAAGGUCAGCCAGCAUCCAUCUUGGUAAUGGACCCUCACUACCAGGGCUGAGUGAGCUUUUUGGAGCCCAGCUACUCUCUUUAUAUUAGCAAUCUGACCUGGGAGGACUCAGGACUUUAUCAAGCUCACGUCAACCUGAGAAUAUCCUCAUACUCUACCAUACAACAUUAUAAUUCACAUGUCUACCUCACUGUGAAUAUUGAGAUCUCUGGGGAAGAUCACUGUGAUGUGUUCCUGACAUGUUCUAUAGAGACAGCGGGCAUGGAUGUGACCUACAGCUGGCUCUCAUCAGGGGACAGCAGUGCUGUGGUGCAGGAAGGCCCGGUCCUCAACACAUCCUGGAGUCCUGGUGAAAAUGCUCUUUCCUACACAUGCAGGGCUAGCAACCCCAUCAGCAACAUCAGUUCCUGUUCCAUCCCUUCUGGGCUCUUCUGUGCAGGUAGCAGCACCCUAGAGACAAUCCUCAAGCUUGUGCAAAACUCCUGCCUCAAGACACACAUACUCUCUUUCGUCCAACCCCAAGUCUUCUAA
Messenger RNA from Dipodomys spectabilis (banner-tailed kangaroo rat), 807 nucleotides. RefSeq names its product SLAM family member 9 (gene Slamf9). The record is from RefSeq and is a predicted model, not a curated record. NCBI's taxonomy places the organism in Eukaryota, Metazoa, Chordata, Mammalia, Rodentia, Heteromyidae. Gene Ontology annotation, cellular component: external side of plasma membrane. Gene Ontology annotation, biological process: T cell activation.